UUUGGAAACCACUCAAGUCUCAGUCCACCACAUAACAACUUCACCAUAUUGAGUAACCGCUUCGUUACUCUCGUCUCCCUCUAUAAAUUCGCUCAUUCGCUUCACAUUCUCUCCGAUUCCGACUCUCCGGAACACAACGGACUGAAACUGACGAUGGGCAAGAACAAGAAGAACAACGAGAACAACGAUAGCAAGGCAGAUGAGGAGACCAAGAGAGGAAAUGGUGAUAAGAAUCCCAUAACUGUAGUGCUCAAGGUGGACAUGCACUGCGAUGGUUGUGCCGUCAAAAUCACCAAGUGCGCCCGUGGAUUUGAAGGUGUUGAGACGGUGAAAGCAGAGGCCGAUUCGAACAAACUCACUGUGGUAGGAAAAGUGGAUCCGUCGAAGAUCCGCGAGAAGCUGGAGCAGAAGACCAAGAAGAAGGUGGACCUCAUCUCUCCACAACCCAAGAAAGACAACAACAAAGAUAAUGACAACAAGGAGAACAACAACAACAAAGAACCCAAAAAGGAAGAAAAGAAACCCGACGACAAGAAGAAAGCAGAGAAUGAGAAAAAACCCAAACAGGCUCCGGAGACGACGGCGGUGUUGAAGGUGACGCUGCACUGCCAGGGAUGCAUCGACAAGAUUCGCAGGACAGUUACGAAGACCAAAGGCGUGAAAGAGAUGUCCAUGGACAAGCAGAAAGAUCUGGUGACAGUCAAAGGGACCAUGGACGUGAAGGCACUGACACAGAAUUUGAAGGAGAAAUUGAAGAAGCCAGUUGAAAUUGUUCCCCCUAAGAAGGAAGAGAAGAAAGACGGCAACGGGGGUGAUGAACAUAACGGCGGCAACAGCAAUGGUGGUGGUGGUGGAAAGAAGAAGAAAGGCGGCGGAAACAGUGGUCAAGGAGAGGAGGAAACUGGCGGCGGCCCUAAAAUGGAAGGGAACAAAAUAGAGUACGUGAUGCAACCUGGGUUUGCAUUCGGGUAUGGAUAUGGGUAUGAAAACCCGACUUACCCGGUUCACUUGCACGCACCUUACCCGGUUCACUUGCCCGCGCCUCAGAUGUUCAGUGAUGAGAACCCAAACGCUUGCUCCGUCAUGUGAAGAAGGGGUAGGUUGUUAUGAAUUGGAGAAUGUAAAUAAUAAAGACUUGUCACUACCUAACAGGGAAGGGAAAUUUUGGUUGUUGAAUGGGGACCCGAAUCCGAUUCUGUAUCUGGAUGUUUUUGUUUUCAUUUAAGAUAAAUAGCUCUAGUUUGUUUGUUGAGACUGAAAGGGCCCUAUUCAUUAUCCAGAUCAGAGAUUGGUAGCGACCAUUAAUGCCUGGAAAAAGUGUCCUUGGACCUUCUCUGGA
Tripterygium wilfordii is the source of this 1339-nucleotide messenger RNA. RefSeq names its product heavy metal-associated isoprenylated plant protein 3. Gene Ontology annotation, molecular function: metal ion binding. The record is from RefSeq and is a predicted model, not a curated record. The transcript is spliced from 5 exons. Lineage: Eukaryota; Viridiplantae; Streptophyta; Magnoliopsida; Celastrales; Celastraceae. The coding region runs from base 154 to 1089 and encodes 311 amino acids.